AUGCGUCACUACGGUGUUGGCAUUCCAAACAACAUGGCUUCCGAUCGUACAUUUGAUGAUUUGAACCUCAGCAGAGACGAGGUUAAAAGAUUAGGAGAGGCAUUGAAAGAUGAGCAAUUUAGGAAACUGCUUGUUGAAUAUGCCGAGGAAAUUUCGAAUCCCGAGAACAGACGCAAAGCUGAGGAAGAAAUUGCAAUGCUGGAAAAUGAACGAGGCAUGAAUGUGCAGUUUAUUCACCCACAACCUGGGUAUGUUUUGAAGACGACAGUCAACGGGACAAAGAAAGCUUUUAUUAAUAUUUGUCAGAACGAAAAACUAGACAAACCGAAAUCAAAAAAGCAAACUGGACCUAAUGGGAAAAAUGGGCUUAUGUGGCAAAUACCUCACUCAUUUGCACCUCCCAAAGAAGAUUUUGACAAAAACAAAAAGUUGUGUGAAGUUUAUGAUGUUGUAUUUCAUCCAGACACUUAUCGAAUGGCUAUGUCUAAUGAAAGAUUUAAAAAGCUUGUUGAAGACACUGCCUUAGAUGGAAUCGAGCGUCAGUUUGGCGUUACUCUGGAUAAAAAGAACAUAAAGCGACCAAAGCUUAAAUUCAAAGGAAAACCAACUGCUACCAUAAUGAGGGAGCGAAAAGGUGAUGGUGUUCAAUCCCAGCUUGCACCUGAUGAUAUCCUUAACCAAAUGCCUUAUCCAUAUGACUCAAAGACUUCUUCAGAAAAGGCUUUAGAAAAUGAAGUUAAAAACUCAAAGAAAAAUUCUGUAAAAUCUGAGAAUGCAAAAAAUGCAGGAGAAGACAGUAAAUUUACGGAGCCAAAAUACACAUUGACUCAUAGAUCUGAAUUAGACUUGAGUGAAUAUCGAAAUGCGCCGGAUGCUAAAACUUCUACCCGUCCAAAAGAACUUGUUAUAAAAAUUGAGCUCCCAUUGCUGAAGACUGCUGCUCAAGCUAACCUAGACAUAUUUGAGAAAAGGCUAGUUUUAACGUCAGUGGCUCCAGCUGCUUACAAACUUGAUCUCGCCCUUCCUUUUCCAGUGAAUGAGGAUGAUGGCUCUGCUAAGUUUGAUAAGACAAAGAAAACCCUCACAGUGACUCUACCUGUCAUUCCUGAUAAAACACCACCACUGCCUUAUUCAGAUGUUGAUGAAAACAAAUCAUUAGUGACAGAAGUCACCUCUAGCGAUGUUGACCCAGGAGAAAAAUCUACUGAAAACAAAGUAGAGAAAAUACUUCUCACACCAGAGGUCUUAACUACUCAACAAACAGAUGAAACUCAAAGUACAGCGUAUAUUCAAGAGAAAGAAGAAAUCAGAACCAACACGUCAAGUUUUCCACAGAAUGUUAAAUGGAUUUUGCCAGAUUAUCAAUUUUCUCAAGACAGAGAAACUGUAUCAUUUAUUGUAACAGUUAAAAACGUUGAAGCAAAAUCUAUUAAAUUGUCACAUCCGUCACAGUCUGUCACUUUGCUGCAGCUCAUGUCCUACGGCACUGGAUGCUUUCCUGUGUACUACAGUCUCUAUGUCAGGUUCUCAGAGGACUGUUGCAUUUCUCCAGAGCAUAGCAACUUGGACAUAAGUGCUGAUAAUGUUGUGCUUGUUGUACUCAAGGAGAAGAGCAGUAGAGGCAUCUGGGACAGCUUUGAGAUCGGCAUUGAUGAAUCUCAGCUGCAGUACAAGCAGUUUCUUACAGAAAGCAAUCUACAGAGAGAGUUAUCAGAACUUGAUAAGGAAGCCACAGAGGAAGCCAACAUGCCCAUCCAGGUUGAGAUGAUGCCUAGCCUCUCUGUGGUCACUAUGAAUGAGCACAAACUGACCAUAGACAUCAAGCCACCCAAAGGGAAGAAGCAAAAGUCAAAGGACAUGCUUAUAGAGGAUGAAGAUGAGGAAUAUGACCCUCCAACAUCUGCUGAAAUCCAAGUCAUACACAAGCACCCUACUCCUAACCUGCACAGCAUUCUGAAAACUCGCACACCUUCCGAAUCAAGCGAGGAGGUCAUGGCAGUUGACCCGGAGAGCCCUCGUUCAGAAUCGGACGAGCUGUCCUCGUCCUUCAGCAAGAAGAGAUCAGUAUCUUUCAGCAACCACGUUGACCAUGCUUCGUUCAAAUCGUUCGCCUCCGUCUCCAGCAUGACCCCAGCCCUGAAGAGCAAACGUCGCCGACAGCGCAAGCGUGAUGAAAAAAGGCAGGGUCGGGUUCGUCGUACCAGCGAGGGCAACAGCAGCAGCGAGGAAUGCCUGCACUCUGGAGAUUCGUACUCCCUCAGUGAGGGAGAGAUCACUGAGAAGGGGAGCAACAAGAAUAGAAUGGUCCUGUGCAGAGCUGUGUCAGACCCUGGCCCCAAUAUCUACACAGAGGAGUUUGAAACCAAGCCAGAAGAGAAGAAAAAGAAGAAGAAAGGAAAGAAUGGUAAGAAGAAAGAAGAGAUCUCAGGUGAUUCCAAAGUGAUACCACAUUCAGAGAAUGGGCUCGACUUUAGGACUAGUAAUUUAGAUAAUGAGCCACGUGAUGUGGUGGAUGUUUCUUUGAAUGAGUGCCAGGAGUUCGUUGAGAAGAUGGAGACGCAAGAUCAGAGUGAGGCUAAGGAAGGGGAGAGCACUGUGGUGGAAAAUGGCGAGAAAUCAGCCAGCAAGAGGAACAAGAAGAUAAUAGCUGAGAUCAAGAACAAGAUGGCUGGAGGUGAUGCAUCAAGGGAUGUGGAUGACAAAGGGUAUGACAGUGAUGAUUAUGUUGAGGCUGUGAGUUUGGUGGCCGAUGAGUUGAGUGAGAAGGCAGUGAUAACAAGUGCCACCACUGGUGGUGACGGUGAGACCCCAGGCAGCAAACACAAUGGGGAGAAGGACGUGGAUGAUGAAGAGCGCUUUGACAAAAAAGAAAAGAAUUCGGACCAAAAUAAGUCAGAUGGUGGUAGCAGCAGUGUGAGAGAAAAGUCUGAUGUUGAGACCAUGCUUAGCUGGGAGGAAGAGCAGAUCAAUGGAGAGCAUGUGACUCAGUGCGCAUUUGAAUUUACAAACUCCAUGAUGUAUGAUCUUGAUGUUGAUUAAAUGUGACCCCCUGUCUAUUUUUUACUACUAGGGUUAUGAACAGUUUUUAUUUUAUUGUUCAUUUUUUUUCCUUAUUUUAUUUUGGUAAGGUAGAUAAUUGUGAAUAAAGGGAAGUAAAAAAAAAAUCUUGUUAGUUUAUGGAUAGCUUUUUUCUCUUAAAUUAUUUUAUAAGUUUUAAUUAUUUAUUAUUAUGAACUUAACUUUUUUCUUCAGUGAGUAUAAUUUAAAGGCCAGUGCUAUUAUUGUAUGAAUUUACUGGCAGCUUUAAAAUUAAAUAACUUGUUGAAACUUUUUAAAAAUCCUUAUUUGACCACACUGUAUGACCACAUUGCUUCAAUAGCAGUAGCUGUUGUCUGUUAGCUUGAAAUAUUUAGCAUAAGCAAUGAGUACUUUAAUUUUCAGACUAAUAUUUUGUUUUUGAAUGUUGGGCAGUAUUAUCAAAUUUUGUGUCAAAAUUUAAGACAGAUCUGAUUUUUCAAUAACCAUAAUUUUCAAAAAUGUAAUUCAUUAUUGCUGUUUUAUUGAAACCACCUAUUUAAAAACCACUCACAUUUUAAAUUUAAUGAAUUAUUUUAGAAAAAAGCACAUCUAAAAACCUUCUAUAUGUGAGUUUGUUAAGGUUUUUCUUAAUAUUUUAUUCAAGCUUUUCUCAUUUCUGGUCUAUAAUGUUUUAAAAAUAUUUUUUUCAAUGAAUUGUGUAUUUAAAAAAAAACGCAAUAAAAUAUUACACCAUUAAUAUAAAAUAAUGCAAUUAAAACAGGUUCAGCAUUCUUUUAAAUGAAAGGAUUUAUGGAACAUUCAGGGAUAAUUUUGCCCCCUCAAUAGUCUUCAUAUGUUACUAAAUUUCCAUCCUCAUGUUGUUUAUCCAUAUUGUUAAAAAACAAUUUAUUUUGCAUAGAAGUGUCUCUUUUCAUGAGUUUGUAUUUUUAUACACGUUUUAUACAUUAAGUAAAUGUUGACCAAAUAGUAUACCUUUAUAUUGCUUGCAUGUUAAAUAACACCUGAAUUUUCUUCUAUUUGUUUGUGCUAGUUAAACACAAGUGCAGUAAUGACUGUUACUACCUAUGUAGGUGUUUGUGGUUUCAUUUCUUUUACUUAAGGUUAAUUAGGUGUGUUGGGUCACUUUUGAUUUUUGCAGUAGGAUGAAUUGGCGUGUUGCAAAUCACAAUAUUGUUUAGUUUGGAAGAUGUUACUUCUAGUAAACUAAUGGGUUAUGAUUUAACUCAAGUAAUAAAUAAAAAUACGAAUAAAUUUGUUCUUGUGUUGUAAUCAUU
Messenger RNA from Physella acuta, 4313 nucleotides. RefSeq names its product protein kintoun. Gene Ontology annotation, cellular component: cytoplasm. The record is from RefSeq and is a predicted model, not a curated record. Gene Ontology annotation, biological process: axonemal dynein complex assembly. Lineage: Eukaryota; Metazoa; Mollusca; Gastropoda; Physidae.